Messenger RNA from Neoarius graeffei (lesser salmon catfish), 3414 nucleotides. RefSeq names its product tumor necrosis factor receptor superfamily, member 18 (gene tnfrsf18). Gene Ontology annotation, biological process: negative regulation of apoptotic process; positive regulation of cell adhesion. Gene Ontology annotation, molecular function: tumor necrosis factor receptor activity; protein binding. The record is from RefSeq and is a predicted model, not a curated record. The coding region runs from base 1 to 723 and encodes 240 amino acids. Lineage: Eukaryota; Metazoa; Chordata; Actinopteri; Siluriformes; Ariidae. The transcript has 7 exons. Gene Ontology annotation, cellular component: plasma membrane; external side of plasma membrane.
AUGGACAGUGUGAAAGUCUGUGUGAUACUGUUUGCCACAGGCUGUGUCUUGCCCAUGUGCAUGGCUUUAAACUGUAAAUGGAAGACACAGUAUGAAUACAAGGGGAGAUGUUGUCAAAUCUGCCCUUCAGGUGAAUUUCCCAGGCAACACUGCACAGAAAACAAUCAGACUGUAUGUGAGAAGUGCGAGAAUAAACAUAACCACUGCUUCUGUAAUAAUAAUUUGUGUGAAAAUGAUGAUUGUUCUCGCUGUGUAACCAGUCCACGGUGCAGACGGGGAGAAGAACUCAGGAGACUGGGUUCAUUUGAAUUUGACUAUAUAUGUAAACCAUGUCUGAACCAAACAUACAACGAUGAGGAGGACAAAAUGUGCAAGCCUAUGUUGGACUGCAGAAAAUGUGGUUUUCGUGUAAUAUUUCCUGGAAACAGCACUCACAAUGCAAUAUGUGCACCCCAAGAAACAGCGACUGAGUCUGGUGUAACAACAGGCCCCUCAUCUGUUACCGUGGGCAAGAGACAAGUCAGUUAUCAUGAUGGCCCGGUGGUGUGUUUAGCCAUCACUAAUUUGGUUAGCCUGGCAAUGCUUAUUUAUUUCUGCAUUCAAAGGACCAGGGUACAGAAAACAAAGAAAAAAUACCCUCCGACCUCAAGUUCCCUGAAAUUUCCCUCUGAUGAAUGUGUCUGCAAGCUGUCUAAAGAAGAAAUAGGAGAAGUGCACCCUUAACAGUUUCAGCUACAUCAACUCAAACAGCUAUAAAGUCUGGAUAAUGAACCAAUGAUUCUAAAGCUUUAGGUAGGAACUGUUGCAUGUGAAUAACAGCCAGUAGUUCCAUGGUAUGAUUCCUUAAACCAGACUAUUCACUCAUGGAUCUGCAGUGGGGAAAUUAACUUCUCAAUUCUGCACAUUACUUCACAGUUUUCAACAAAUCCCUAAAGACCCAACUACUGUAAAAACACCUGAACUCUGAUGCAAAACCAUAUUUACUUCUCUGCUUGUGUAUUUAUGUUCUAUUUGCUAAUAUUGUUUCAAAUCUAUACCAGGUUAUUUUGAACUUGGUCACAAAAUUAGUAUGCAUCAUUAGAUGAUGAGUGUGUAUAAUUUUUUUUUUUUUACUGUUUUGUGAUGAAUGUUUGUAGCACUCUUACAGACUAGCACUUACCUCCAUUGUGUUUAGUUUUCUUCUUACAGAUGCCUUGCACUUGUUUCUGCCAAAUAAAUGUACACAAAUGUAACAAAUUUAUUAUUAAGAAUAUAAAUAAUUAGUAAUGGUAGUGAUAUUACAUAAAUGUAAUUAAAGAGUAAAUGUAAGUGAACAGGAUUGUGGUGUAGUGGUUAGCACUGUCACCUCACAGCAAGAAGGUUCUGGGUUUGAGCCCAGUGGCCGGCGGGGGCCUUUCUGCAUGGAGUUUGCAUGUUCUCCCCAUGUCUGCGUGGCUUUCCUCCGGGUGCUCUGGUUUCCCCCACAGUCCAAAGACACGCAGGUUAGGCUAAUUGAUGGCUCUAAUUUGACCGUAGGUGUGAGUGUGAAUGGUUGUUUGUCUCUGUGUCAGUCCUGUGAUGCUCUGGUGACUUGUCCAGGGUGUACCUUGCGUCUUGCCCAUAGUCAACUGGGAUAGGCUUCAUCUUGCCUGUGACCCUGCACAGAAUAAGCGGUUACAGAUAAUGGAUGGAUGGAUAUAAGUAAACAUUGAUUAGUUGUAUCUUUGGGUAAUUUGAAGUAUUUGGUGUUCAAACUGUUUGCUGGGAUAAAAGAAGGGUAUUCCAGAAUACUUUAAAGACACAUUUUAGUGUAAAUAAUCUGAUAAUCUGUAAUUAACCAGAAUUGUCUGCAGUAAGCAUAAAACUGAAAUGUCAAAGACCAUUAGAAACACUUGAGAAUUCUGUAUACUGUAAAUAUAUUGAUAAAUAGCACCCACAGAGGAAGAAGGGCUCCCUAAACCCUAAUUUAACCCUUUUUUUUAUUUUAUCAGUUGUUUCUGUGAUAUUAGCUACUGUGUUGGCUAUAAUAAACUAUUGUAAUAAACACUUGUAUUACUUUUCACUGACACUUUCUUUAAUUGUUAUUAAUAUUUGUAAAAAUGUCUUUCCAAGUUAUGUUAUGAUGAUGGAUGUUGCAGCUACAGUGCAUAGUGUCUUCACAUUUCUACUUUUUAUAAUUUUACAACCUGAAACUGAAAUGGACCUAACUAGGAUUAGACAUCAUUCUACACAAAAUAGCCCAUAAUAAUAAAAUAUAUAUCAAAAUUUUCUCUCUCUCUUUCUCUCUGUUUGGCAUAUCACUACAGUGAUGUGGCCACUCUGACAGCUUUUUUUUCCAGCCAUCAAUAUUUCUAGGGAAGGUUACAGUUGUGGUUUCCUAUUGCCUUCUACUGGAUUAUUAUGGCCCUUUUCCACUACCCUUUUUCAGCUCGCUUCAGCUCACUUCAGCCCGACACGGCUCGCGUUUCGACUAUCUAAGAACAGCACGACUCAGCUCGCUUCAGCCCUGCUUAGCCCCCAAAACUCGCACGGUUUUGGAGUAGGGCUGAAGCGAGCCAAACCGAGCCGAGUGGGGCUAGGGGCGUGAGCAGACACUCCCCUGUGCACUGAUUGGUGAGGAGGAGUGUCCUCACAUGCCCACACACGCCCCGCGAGCACGCUGGGAUCUGUAAACACCGUAAACCCGGAAGAAGGAGAACUACGAAUUACGAGAAUUAUGAAGCCUUAUGCGCCUCGCCUCAUCUAUACGCUCUUGCCAGUAUCUGUUGGCGUUGUCGGUGACAACAAGCCACAGCAGCACUAACGACUCCAUGUCCUCCAUGUUUAUUGUUUACUAUCCGGGUCGUGAGACUACCGCUUAAAAGAUCACUGAUGUCACUGUUUGCGCCGCCUAACGACAUCACCUGACGUCCACCCACUUUCGCUAACUCCACCCAAUGUGUCCACCCACUUCCAGCCAGCACGGUUCAGCGCGGUUGUAGUCGAAACGCAACUCCAACAGCCCCGCUCAGCUCGACUCAGCCCGACUGAGCAUGGCACAGCUCAGCCCAACUCAGCUGCGUUGGUAGUGGAAAAGCGGCAUUAGAGGUUUUCUCCUCUCAACCAUUCACACCUAUGGGCAAUUUACAGUAGCCAGUUAACUUAACUGCAUAUUUUUGGACUGGGGGGGGACAAGAGCACCGGAAACCCACACAGAUACAGGGAGAAUAUGCAAACUCCACACAGAAAGUCCCCUGUCAGCCGUGAGGUGCAAACUCGGAACCUCCCUGCUGUGAGAUAACUGUGCGAACUACUGCACCACCACACCGCCCAAAUCAAAAUUAUUUAAUGUAAAAUGUAAAUAUUGCAUAAGUAGUCACUCCUCUUUCUGUGAAAUGCCUGAAUAGUUUUUGUGCAAACAGUUGGCUUUAGAAGUCAAAUAAAUAGAUGAAUUGA